Messenger RNA from Ornithodoros turicata, 3499 nucleotides. RefSeq names its product ras-related protein Rab-30-like (gene RabX6). The record is from RefSeq and is a predicted model, not a curated record. The transcript has 4 exons. Gene Ontology annotation, molecular function: GTP binding; GTPase activity. Gene Ontology annotation, biological process: vesicle-mediated transport. Bases 265 to 879 code for a protein of 204 amino acids. Gene Ontology annotation, cellular component: Golgi cisterna; trans-Golgi network. NCBI's taxonomy places the organism in Eukaryota, Metazoa, Arthropoda, Arachnida, Ixodida, Argasidae.
GGCUGAAGUCGCGUUGUCGCGUCGUCGAUCGUUCACAUGUGAAUGAAUUGCGUGUUUUCCCUCGCUACUUCCGGAGCGUGUGCAAUGAUUGCUUGAUGAAAUUCAGGACAAUCACUGCACAAUCGAUGAUAGCCAAUAAAUACCGGUUCCGUGUAAGGGCUCUAAUACGUUUUCAGGGGAAGAGUCACAGAUGGGUAUGCCUCGUCGAUAAAUCCUGGCUGCAUCUGUCUUAAGCACGGCAAUUGCACAGGAAGACGGUAAAUCAUGGCUUCCACCAAACUUCCGGAGCAGAAAGUGAUUCUCUGUGGUGAAUACGGAGUGGGAAAAAGUUCCUUGUUUCGAAGGUUUGCCACGAAUGUCUUUGUGACAAGUACAGAUCGAAGUUCAACUCUUGGUUUGGACCAUUUUGAGAAAGUCUACAAAGUAGCUGGAAGAGACUUAAAGCUCCAGCUAUGGGAUACUGGAGGCAUGGAGCGUGUGGCUUCCAUCACGUCCAGCUACUACAAGUUUGCUGAGGCAGCCAUCCUUGUCUUCAGCUUCGACAACCCAGACUCCUUCAACAUUCUCUCCCAGCACUUGCUGGAUAUAGUUAGUUAUGCAGAGAAUGCAAAGAUAUUCCUCUGCGGGAACAAGAUCGACCUUGUCAACCAGGUCUAUGUGACAGACUCGGACAUCGACGUUUUCUGUGAGCAGUGUCACAACCUCAUCAGCGGCGUUUAUCGGACAUCUUGCAAGACCGGCCAGGGGAUUGAAGAAAUGUUCACGGAUAUUGCACGUCAGUUGGUACUAUCUUGUCGGGUCAAAGACCUGGACGGGUUGGCAAAAGACUCGUUUAAGGUUACACAACAAGAAGAGCCUCAGGAGUCAUGUAGUUGUUAGACUUGAAGGAGGUCCGUGCGCUUCAUGUGACAUAUAUAUAGUUUCACUGUAAAGCUGUAGGAUGGGAGUAUUGUCUAAAAUAUGUGAAGUCCACUUCUCCACCUUGAGACAGUACAAAAAUUUAAUGCCUCCAGUGUGGAGAAGCCAGCAUCCAAAGGGGUAUGGAGAAUGUCUCUCUCUCAAGUGGAUCAGCCAUUACACAAAACAUCUGUGUUGAACGAACAAGGUGACCAAGCGCGCGAGCUGGCCUUCUCGUGGAUGUCACCACAAAUCAUUCAGUGGCAUAUCCUAAGCAUACCUUUUUGACUGCUUUGCAUAAGAGCCAUCUGGUUGUCACCAUGGCGGCGGGGACUUGAUGACAACACCAAUAGAGGAAGCUGUUUUGUAUUUUGUACACCCCCACUCUGUAGCUGCACUUUGAAUAUAGGCCCUUGUCGCCAUAUUGUGUGUCAUUUAUACUUAGAGCCUUGUGUUUUGGAGUUAAACCCAGUAAAACCUGUUUUUACCUCCAGAUUUGCACCAUCGUGUUAUGGUAAAACCCGAAACCGAAGUUGUCACAGUGCAAUCUCAGCCAUGAAUGCGGGCGCUGAAAAACGCUAGUAGGCAUUCACUAAUGCUGCUUUGCAUCUCAUGUUCAUCUGAAAUGCAAGAAGUGCUCCUGCUUUAUUUUCUUCCCAAAAAUCUGCUUCUACACCCAAUAUUACACAAUUUUACCCUGUUUUACAGAUCCUGAAAUAAAACCUAAGACAGUCGACCCCCGUUUAUCCGGACGGUGCCGUUCCCGGCGAAAUCGUCCGGAUAAAUGAAACGACCGAAUAGAAACGCCCUACAGAGCAAGGUUUAAUUAGAACACAGAAAUCUCGACAAUGACAGCUGUUACAUAGUAGUGUAGGCACUCGAUUCCUGCAAACUUUUGCUAAUUGCACAGAGUUGAGCCACGCUGUUGCGCUGCUCGAAGAAUGUCAUUGCAGACUCAAAGUGUCAAUGUCGGAGCCUUGUUUCUCACUGGCGUCAUAGGCACCGUCUUGCUGCACAUCAUCGGAGGCAACAGCAGCAAUCACACCGUCAUCAGUGAUAGCUGCACACACGUCAUCAUCCUUAUCAACGUCAACGUAGUCAGAAACCGCAGCAUCAUCUACGGCAGUCGCAGAUAACCUCUGCAUCAGGGAUCGCAGCUCAGCUAGGGGAAUGUCUUCAUCGGCCAACGGGCCGCAAGCAGCAGGCCCUCGGGUUGGAGUUUUCCCCUCUAGAACCGGACAGUUGCUCGAGAUAUUUCCAAAUGACUCGACUGGUCAACGUGACCCAACGCACACAAAUAGAAAAGGGGGUCAUCGUGCACGGUUGUUCUCCCCUACGGAGGAAUGUAGGUCCCUGACGUGUGACGGGAAUAACCCCAACACAACGAAAAGGAUGACGAAGCGGGGUCAGCGUCUCCUCUUACUCACGGUAGUCCGGAUAACUGAAGCUGGAUUACAAGAAUUUUCGACUUUCGUUCCCUGGAAUUCUUGUCCGAGUCCAGAAGCUGAAGUGCGGAUAAACGAGAACAAAAUACAUGGAGGAAAAUCCGUUCACGUGCCUUUUGUCCGGAUACCGCGGGAUCCGGAUAAAUGAAGUCCGAAUAAACGGGGGUCGACUGUAUUUAUCCCCGGAGUUUAAAAAAAAACAGGUCUUAUACUUUACAAUUCCCUCAGCUUGAAAUGCCCCUCCAUAUUCGUUUGUAAGAGAAGAUUUAGUUAUGACACUGAUAUGGCAACUAUGUAUACGCUUGCCUAGGUAUGCUCAGCUGUACGGUGAUAUCGCUUGUCUUAGACUUACAGUGACAUGGCUCCAGCAGAGGGUGUUCUAUUAAUGCAGCUUUGUAUAAUGAGGGAAAGACUAUACCAGAUACUUCAAGUGGUGUCAGAUGUCAUACUUUUGUACUGACUGCAGCAAAGGGCAUAAAAAUGGUUGUCUUCUAGCUCAAUAUGACAAUAUUUUAGCUUUUGCUGCAGUUAUUUGAGACCAUUAUUUAUGACACCCUUUUGGUGCCUUGUGUUUCAUUUUUAUUUCAUUGCACAAAGUAAAUAUGUGUUGGGCUGCUGAGCAGUUGUAUAAUGUGGGAUAUGCACAGUCAUGUGAUGUAAAAUAAUUUCCUAUCAAAAUGUGGGACACACUUUGUCUCUGGUACGUCCCGUGAUUCAAAUGAAGGGUAUGUGUUUUAGCCACUUCAAUUAAUCUCUUUCUACAAAAGUCGCAUAAUCAGGUUAGUGCUGCUGCUGUUACUGAUUAAACCUCAGAAAAGCUUGAUAAUGUAGAGUAUUCAAACUAUUUGUUCAAAGUGCUGUGCAUAGACGUCCAAAAUAAAUAUAUUUCCACCUAAGAUGGGGCAAACUUCAGGUGUAGUGCUGAAAUAGUGGCCCUCCAUCAUAGUGUAUGAAAAAGCAUCACCUGUAUGGAGAAAGGACUGCUGAAAUUGAUUUACACACUUACUUAAUACAGAUGUAGUUGCAAUAGUGCCAUGAUUAGGGCAGCUAAGCUGUAUGUUCACACUUCAUUUAGGAUAAUUAUUUGUGUACAUGAUUUAUACAAAGUGCAACGUAAAUCAUUAUAGCGUAAGUGCCAAUAAAUAUUUGCUCGAGGA